AGAGAGAGAGAGAGAGAGAGAUAGUAUAUAAUAUGAGAAAAUUAAAUGACACUAAUUUUGAUUAAUAUAUUUUAAUGACAUUUAAUUAUUUGAAUUUUUUCGUUAACAACUUGUUGUGAAAAAACAUGUCCAGCGCUUACGGAUCAGCGGAAACCGGUAGUCGUGUCCAACAACAACAAGAGUUUGAUGGACUGCCCGAACAGUUAGUCCUCGAGAAAACCGGUUUACAAGUAGUGUUUGACGUCUAUCGGGACGAACAGGACUUUGCCGAUAUGUAUGUGAUUUGGCAGGAAAUCAUUGCCGAAGGCCAAACCUAUCCGCAGGACACGGCCACCGAACAAUCGUUUCGUCAAUACUUUUUCUCACAUCACUCGUUUGUAUUUCGGUUGGCCACUAGUGGCCAGACUAUUGGCGGUUUCUAUAUUAAACCCAAUUUCCCGGGCCGAUCAGCACAUUUGGCCAACGUUGGACUGGCCAUCAAAAUGGACUACCGUAGUCACGGUUUGGGCAGCUAUAUGAUGGAACGGGUAGUUAAAUAUGGUAAACUAAUUGGCAGCUAUGAGGCACUCUAUACGAAUCUAGUCUACUGUUCAAAUCUGGCCAGUAUAGCCCUGUGCAAAAAAUACGGUUUCCGUGAAGUCGGUCGGCUGCCACGGGCCGGCAAUCUCAAUGGACACGGCUAUGUCGAUGCGUUGCAAUUGUAUAGAGAUUUACAGGUUGAUUGAAUAUAAUCAUUAUUAUUAAAUAAUUAUUAUUAUAAUUGACAUUUUUUGACAACAAACCUAUUAAUUAUGUGAAUAUAUUGAAUGAUUACCCCCAUAAUAAAUUGGUUUAUUCCCCCACCCCACCCCC
Messenger RNA from Oppia nitens, 852 nucleotides. RefSeq lists its product as uncharacterized. The coding region runs from base 126 to 725 and encodes 199 amino acids. The record is from RefSeq and is a predicted model, not a curated record. Lineage: Eukaryota; Metazoa; Arthropoda; Arachnida; Sarcoptiformes; Oppiidae. Gene Ontology annotation, molecular function: acyltransferase activity, transferring groups other than amino-acyl groups. The transcript is spliced from 2 exons.